Drosophila eugracilis is the source of this 4842-nucleotide messenger RNA. RefSeq lists its product as uncharacterized. Gene Ontology annotation, biological process: glycolytic process. The transcript has 2 exons. Bases 292 to 2937 code for a protein of 881 amino acids. The record is from RefSeq and is a predicted model, not a curated record. NCBI's taxonomy places the organism in Eukaryota, Metazoa, Arthropoda, Insecta, Diptera, Drosophilidae. Gene Ontology annotation, molecular function: magnesium ion binding; potassium ion binding; pyruvate kinase activity. Gene Ontology annotation, cellular component: cytoplasm.
AAAAUUCGGAAAUACAACGGAAACCUUUGUCGGAGGACUGUCCUCUGUUUUGUAAAUCGUUCAUGUUCAUGUUCCCCAUUGUAUUAUAGAUUUCGUUGCUAUGCCUGCAAUUCCAAGAAGGAACCACCAAAGUUCCGACGGGAUCGUGGACCCUUCCUCUCCCAGCUGGACUACCAAUCACGUCUUCAGUUCGAAACUCCAGCUCUGAAGGUACCCCUGACGAGUAUAAUAUGCACCAUUGGACCCUCAUCUAACUGUCCGGAAGUUCUCCUGGAACUCAUCCGUGCAGGUAUGAGGGUAGUCCGUAUCAACUUCUCUCACGGAAACCAUGAUUGUCAUUGCCAGUAUAUUCAGGCGGCACGUAAAGCCAUCUCUAUGUAUGUUGAGCAAACGGGUCUGCCCAGGACUUUGGCCAUAGCUUUGGACACUAAAGGUCCGGAAAUCAGAACGGGGAAGAUCUCCGGUGAUUGUGACAUCCAACUUCAGGAAGGUGACCAAGUCAUUUUGAGCACCAAAAAAGAGCUGAGGGAGAACUGCACCAAGGAGAAGGUCUACGUAGAUAAUCAGCAACUACCUGGCAUUAUUAAGCCAGGAAAUCAAAUCUUUCUGGAUGAGGGUUUAAUUUCCUUGGUGGUCCAUGAAUCCAAAGGCGAGGAGGUGAUCUGUGAGGUACAAAGUGGUGGAGAACUAGGCUCCCACAAGGAUGUCAAUCUACCGGGUACCACGAUAGAUCUUCCCUCCAUUACUGAACAGGAUAAGUUAGACCUCAAGUUCGGAGCGGAACAGAAAGUGGAUAUGAUCUUCGCGUCAUUCAUCCGCGAUGCCAAGGCUGCGAACGAGGUCCGCCAGGCACUAGGAUCGUCGGGUGAUCACAUCAAGAUCAUCUCAAAAAUCGAAAAUCAAAAGGGUCUUGCCAAUAUAGACGAGAUAAUCCGCGAAUCCGAUGGCAUAAUGAUAGCUCGCGGCAAUAUGGGCAUCGAUAUGCCAAUAGAGGAUGUGCCUCUUGCCCAGAAAACCAUCGUGGCCAAAUGCAACAAAGUGGGAAAACCGGUAAUCUGUGCCGCCCACAUGAUGGAUUCGAUGAGGAACAAGCCGAGACCGUCACGUGCCGAAGUCUCGGAUGUGGCCAAUGCAAUCUUGGAUGGAUUUGAUGCCGUUAUGUUGUCCGACGAAACUGCCAAUGGCAAGUAUCCGGUGGAUUGUGUAAAGUCUAUGGCCAGGAUCUGUUCCAAAGUAGAGUCGGUUUUAUGGUAUGAAAGACUCCAGUUCAGCCUCAAGAAUGAAAUUCGGUCCUGUCCAGAUUACAUUUCAUCGGUAACCUCGGCGAUUGCGGAGACAGCCACGGUUAUCCGAGCCCAGGCCAUAGUGGUGGCUUGCCCGUGUUCCAUAAUUGCCCUGAUGAUCAGUAAUAUGAGACCACCCUGUCCCAUUGUGAUGCUCAGUGGCUGUCAAUCCGAGUCCGCCCAAUCCCUGAUCUCUCGAGGGGUUCACCCAAUCCUGGUUGAGGAAAUGGUUAACGGCAGCUUGAACUUUCGUUGCAUCAUGCAAUCUGGCCUAAAGCUAAUGAGCAAAUUGGACAUCCUAGAACCCGGUGAACAGGGAACGGUGGUACUAGUCAAUGCCAUGUCGGCAGAAAACAUAACCUUCCGGCUAGAUUCCUAUCGACAACAGACUAAAGCUGAGCGAGAUGAAGAGGAACGCUGUCGGAAAUUGGCCUUUGAGCAGCGGUGCAAGGAGAAAGCUCAAAAAGAGUCUUGCCAAGAGCCCAAAGAGCCGGAAGAAUGUGUGAAGAAGUGUGAGCCUACCGUAAAAUGUUCCAAGCCGGAAGAAAAACCAAAAGUCUGCCCUAAGAAAGAAUGUCUCAAAAAGCACAAUAAAGAAUCAAACUGCUUGAAAGUUAUAGAAGAAAGCCGUGCUCGAGAAGAAGCUAAGAAGAAACGAAGAGACGCAUCUAAAAACGCAAAAUCCUUUCCGACAAACUGCAUGAAAUCCAUGGAAAAUAAAUGUCCUAAAAAGGAGGAAGAAGCCUCAAAAUGCUCGCGGCUUGAAAACCAAAAACAAACCAAAGCUGAAAAUAAAUGUGAAAAACAAUCUGAAAUACCGGAAGACAGCUGUGAAAAGUGCGAGAUGGAAGAAAAGACCAUUGCCUGCCCAAAGAAAGAAUGUCCUACACAGGACACUGAAUCCUUGAUAUGCCUAAAGCUGAAAAAAGAAAGGCAAGCGCAACAGGAAGCUGAACGGAAGCGGAGAGAAAAAUCUAGAAAGAGAGAAGAGACCCUUAGAAACCGCCAGGCGAAAGAACGGAAACUAGCAGAAAAGUGUAUGAAACCGAAAAAAAAGAAAUGUCCCAAAAAGGACGAGGAGGAUGAGGUCUCAAAGUGCUUGAAUCUAAAUGUACAAGCACAGAAGAAACAGAAAGCUGAGAAGGACCAAAAGUGUGAGUCUGAAAGUGCAAAAAAUAGCUGUGCGGAAAAAGAAAAGCCAAGUGUUGGCCCAAAGAGAGAAUGUCCUAAGGACAUUUUAGCCUUGAAAUGCUUGCAGCUAAAAUGUGAAAGAGAGGCGAAACUAAAAGCUGAAAAGAAACGAAUAGAAGAAUCUAAAAAGUGUCAGAAAAAUAAAAACACGAAGAAGUGCAUUUUAACUGAAGUCCGUGUAAAAUCGGGAGAAAACCCAAUUGUCUAUCCGAAGUGGGAAUGUCCCAAGAAAGACAACAAAGCUGAGUUAGCCGCUAGGAAGAAACAGAGAGAAGAAUGUGCAAGACCCUGCGAAGUGAAACGCAAAGAAUGCAAGACCCUAAAAUUGGAAAACUGCAAGCUAAGAAAACCCGAAAAGACACUAAAACUGGUGAACUGCAAGCAGCUGUGUAAAAAUACUAAAAAGGUGUGUUUAAAGUACGAUGUGAGUAAGAAGAUACAAUUGUAUCUAUGUCAAGGAUAGAAUCAUUGCCGUAAGAACAUUCUCUAUUGAUUUAUCAGAUAUUUAUUAAGGCGUGUUCGAAACAUUAAUCAUACAUAAAAAAGUGAAGGGGGUUAAAAAGUGAGUUUAGUUUAAUUUUAGAAAAUUCAUUAGGCUUAAGAGCUAAAAAUAUAAUCAUAGUGUUUAAUAGAGAAUAGUAAAAAUCUCGAAAGCCAUAGGAAAACGUUUCCCAUUAGUUUUGCUCUCCAUUUUGUUUCUCUCUGCUCUUUUUUUUUUAUUUCCAGAUAAAGCAAUUAGCAAACGAAAAGAAAACAAAAGUCCAAACCCAAAUGGAAAAAUAAAAAUAAAACAGCAAAAAAAGAAAGGCAACCAAUGGGGUUGAGAACUUAAUUAGCUAACAUACGUUAAAGUUCUGUUUUUGUUUUUUAAUUUAACUGGAAAUAUGAAAUAAACAAAGCUUUUGACGACAAAUUUCACCAAGCACAAUAAAAUAGAGGUUUAAAAAAGAGACUUAAAUCAAACAAUAACAUAGGAAAAAGCAUACAAAACGCAGCCAAAAAACAAUUAAAAAUGCCAACAGAGCAGUGCAAAAGUCAAUCAAAGAAGCCAAAGGCACACAGAUACUAUAUACUAGUACCCAUACAAAGUGGGAAUACAAUAAUAAUUGCUAUAUGGCAAACCGACUUAGUUCGGGGGAAGUUAAACUGAAAAACCCGCAUGGAAAUGCCUGAAGUUGUAUAAUAUAUAUAUGCAGAGAUACUCGUAUAUAGCUACCCAGAGAGGGGUGUGCUUUCAAGCGAGUCAAGACCGUGCAUAAUCAAUCCGAAAUGAAUGACACAAGUGAGUCAAGUAGAACUCUACGGCUAGGAAUAAUAACAGUCUCUUAAGAUCUCUUAAAUGUGGUACCAAGUCGUUGGCUUGCAUACAAAUUACCAUCUUGUAACAAUUAAAAAUUAAUCACUAGUUAGUUAUCUUCUUAAUUAACAAGAUAAACAUGGUGAGUAGGGAAAGAGGAAUGGCAGCGUUGUGUCUUGGUCAUUUUCAAGCUAGUCUAUGUAAUUAGCUGAGUAAACGCCCAAGGUUAUGAGAGGGGGGGUUAGAGGGUGCACUUAGAGGGUUGAGUAAAGAAAAAUUGCAGUGCAAAUAUGCAGGCAGGCAGGCAGGCAUGGAUUGGGAUUGGGAUUGGGGUGGUAGUGGGUUCAUGGGAUCAUUAAAUAAUUCGUGUUGGGCAAGGUUAUUAGCGGAAUGCGGGUGUAUAAAAGGUGGAUGAACUCAGAAUGAAAACUUUCAAGUAUAGGAACUAUUGUUUAUGAUUGUUAAAAACAAACGAUUGACAAGAUAAAUGUUUAUAAAAAUGAAAUAUAUAUUUUUAGAGUAUAUAUAGUAUAGUCAUGCUAGUAUAUCUCCUAAAUUGACAACUAUAAAUGCCAGAUUUCCCUUUUUAUAAGUUUUCUUUCAUACAUAAAUAAAAUUUUCAAUGAGAAUUGUGAUUUCAAAGGUUAAUAUUGAUGCAAUAUUGAAGAAGUUGUUAAGUUAAGUUACUUAUAAAACCAAAUACUAGACAUAUAGUGUAAUCCCUAACUUUAUUAUUCACAUUUUAUUAUGUUGUCACAACAGUUCUUCCUAGUAAAUGUCUUAUUCAUAAAUAAGGUUGACGCAUUAGUAGUAGUAUCGUUUCCGUAACUAUUUUUGCUUUUUGCUUUAUAGAGUUUUUCAUUAAGCCGGGAAUUCCCUUUUUUCUAAAAAGCUCCCAUACACCUUCUCAAAGCCCAUUUAUCACCCAACCAUCUCAAAACCCAAACCAAUCGAUUAUAAAAUCGGAUUUUAGCUUCCGCUUCCAGUAGAGUAUUAAGAAAGCUAACAUAGAAGGAAUUCAAUUUAUCAAAAAGUAUUUAGGUUAUAUGAACUAGAUGAUAGGCUUGGAGA